Gasterosteus aculeatus aculeatus (three-spined stickleback) is the source of this 3513-nucleotide messenger RNA. Its product is annotated as potassium channel subfamily K member 5. Gene Ontology annotation, molecular function: outward rectifier potassium channel activity; potassium ion leak channel activity. Gene Ontology annotation, biological process: potassium ion transmembrane transport; stabilization of membrane potential. Gene Ontology annotation, cellular component: plasma membrane. NCBI's taxonomy places the organism in Eukaryota, Metazoa, Chordata, Actinopteri, Perciformes, Gasterosteidae. The record is from RefSeq and is a predicted model, not a curated record.
GCAGUAUCUCUCCGGUCGCGCACGUGGAGAGACGCCGCCGCUCGCGCCCCUUGGUUUAUGACUCGUGAGAAGCUCGCGCCCCUUGGUUCAUGACCCGUGAGAAGCUCGCGCGGUCUCGAGCCCGACGCUGUCAUCACCCGCGGCGCUUUUCACGCACUCCGCAGGGCCGUCGCGCGACCGGAGCAGCGUUUGGCGGACCGCGCAGAGAAUGAGUGCCGCGUAGCUCCGCGCGUCGCUGUUAUCUCCCCCACUCGCCCCCCGGGCCGCGCGCUCAGGGCCGAGUCGUUGUACACAAGAAUGGUAGAUAAAGGCCCCUUGUUGACAUCUGCCAUUAUUUUUUACCUGUCCAUUGGGGCAGCGAUUUUUCAAGUCUUGGAGGAGCCCAACUGGAAGGCGGCUGCGAAGCGCUAUAGAGACCAGAAGGACACAAUACUUAAGGACUAUCCCUGUCUGACCAAAGACGAUUUGGACAAAAUAUUAGAGGUGGUGUCUGAUGCUGCAGACCAAGGGGUCACCAUAACUGGCAGCAAGACCUUCAACAACUGGAACUGGCCAAACGCUGUUAUCUUUGCUGCCACUGUCAUCACCACCAUCGGAUAUGGGAACAUUGCCCCUAAAACAUCAGCAGGCCGUGUGUUUUGCAUCUUCUACGGCCUGUUUGGGGUGCCGUUGUGUCUUUCCUGGAUCAGUGAGCUGGGAAAGUUCUUUGGUGGCAGAGCCAAGCACCUGGGCCAGUAUCUAACCAAGAAAGGAUUUUCACUGAGAAAGGCUCAAUUCACCUGCACAGCGAUAUUUCUCCUCUGGGGUGUACUGGUGCAUUUAGUCCUUCCACCCUUUGUGUUUAUGUCCCAAGAGGGUUGGACAUAUGUAGAAGGAUUGUACUUCUCCUUUGUCACCUUGACCACCAUUGGUUUUGGAGACUUGGUGGCAGGUGUGGAACCAAAUACAGAAUACCCAACUCUGUACCGUUAUUUUGUGGAAGUGUGGAUUUAUCUGGGGUUGGCCUGGCUUUCUUUGUUUUUCAACUGGAAAGUGCGGAUGGUGAUUGAGGCCCACAAGGCACUGAAGAAGCGCCGCAGGCUGCGCAAGCUAUCUCUUGAUGAACUCCAGCACUACAAAGAGUCUCACAAGGCUGCGCUUCGUCUGCCACCGACUCCCAAUGACGUCAACAUCUUCAGCUUCCUUUCCAAGAAGAAGGAGGGCUAUAAUGACUUGAUCAAACAGAUCGGCCCCAAAAAAGAUGACAAGAACCACGGCACCGAAGCCAUCGCCAUAAAUAAAUCCAAAGAUACUGUUCGUUCAAAGAGCUGCAACGAUGCUCCCAGUUUGAACAGCCACACCAUCCUUAGUCUGGACCGAUCGCCGCGCCAAAAGAGGCGCUACAGUUUCAGCGACCGAGUCACUGUUGCUUUUUCCAAGUCCAAGAACUACCUGCUGGGCGCAGAUAGUGGUUCGCUACUAACAGAGGACCAAGUAGAAGGUGAGGUGGACCUCGACCAGGGCCGAAUGUACGAGAACCAGCUGGACAAGGAGGUAGACCUAAAGAACGGAGGGGGGGGGGAUUGUGAAGUAGGCGGUCGAAGGACAUGGGACUCAAAGGAGUUCCACCCCCUAACAUUCAAAAAUGCAAACAUUACUUUCAUAGACGAGAACUUUCUCAGUGAUGACUUGGAGGAGGAAAAUUAUGAGGAUUCUAAGGCAAAACUAUCCAUUACUACGUGUGAUGAAAACGUUGAAACAAACUCCAAGGAGGAGCGUGGUUCUGAAUCCGAGGGGUCGGUCUUCACUGGUGACGGUUCGGAACACAGCCACUCGUAUGAGAAACUGGUGGAGGAAUAUGCAAAGGAAGAUAAUACCGAAUCUUGAUAUCACAAAGCCUUCAACUGUCCUUCAAAGUCCAAACGUCUUCCUGGUUCCGUUAUAUUCCAAUAGGAAUUGUUUGAAUGAAUAUCAGUCCCAUUGGACUUUUGGGGAUCUGAUAAUGACUUUAAAGGCUGGAUCAAAUUUCUAUGAAAGGUUCUGUUCAUAGAUGAAAGUCUGAGUUUUCCCAUCAACUCUUGUACAAUCUUCUAACCCAGGAGUAUUUAACAACUACUCUAUUUGUGCCUUUUUAUGUAGUCUGAGAAACUAAAUCCCUCACCUUUUGUAAUGUCCGAACAAGAACCAUUUACCCUGAGGUCUGGUAAGAGAAUAUGUGGAAAUGUAUUUGGUUCCCCGUAGUUCAUGCUAUGCCUAUACACCAUAUUGGUGUUUUUCAUAUUUAUUCAAAUGAAGGACAUACUGUAGUAGCUUUUAUCCAAUGGGUUUAUGUUUUCCAUUGCACAAUUCCACCUAAUGAGGACAGUUUAAAGUCUGUCAGUGCAGACUUUAUUUUUUUAAAAACCUGAGCCAAACAUUUGUCCUUACUGAAGGGGGUUAAGGGCAAAUACCUUUUUUUUCCCAUGGUAUGUCACUUUGAAGUCCUUGUUGCUUAGCUGUGUCUGAUAUUUCAGUUUUUUAUUUGUUACUGUGAACCAUAGCAUUGUGACAUGCACUAGGGGUUAACUGUGAUGCACGGCAACCUGUCGGGGGGUCUAGAACUAACUGAAUAACUUUUAUUUUUUGUAUCAAUAGGGAAGCAUUAAUGGCAAAUGUGAAUGUCCUGCCGAGAGACACUCUAUAAUUAUAUUUGAUAAGCAGCCUCCCUUUAUUUUAUUACCGCUAUAAAAGAACAAUCACCUUUGGAAAUGAUUCUCAGCCUUGAAGAUUACCCUCAAAUUGCUUCAGUGAACACAUUGUUUUAUUGUUGCUUUGCUGUUGACGUGUCAAUCUGUGGUGUCCGCCGUCUAUCGCGGCGGAAACUCAACCUUUUACAGCAACGUUGUUUUGUUUGUUGUCUCUUUUUGUCGGACCGUUUUUCUUCAUUGCAUUUGUCAUGUAAAGACUGACCAACAAGACUGUUGGGAGCCACAAACCCAGUUCUUCCUGGGGAAGCCGUGGCCCGGCUGCUCAUGUUUGCCUUUGGGGGCACGCACACUGACCAGGUUAAAGCAAGCGGUCGAUGCUCUGACGUACGUCUCGGUCAGGAGACCUGGAGCCCGAGGAAUCGGUGCUCAUAACUAUUGUGUUGUACUUCCCCCUUGUUUCAUGUGUACACAAGCUUAAACUCCAGGGACCAUUUAUUUCAUUGCUUUGCCCAGUCUGACUGGGCAAGGACUUUAGAAAAGGUCCUUACCCGCUGCCUUUUGCACGCGUUAACUUGCACACAAACUGGUACAGUGGAUAUCGAGAUUGCUAAGCUUUAAAUUUUACCAGCUCAUGGAUAAUACAGAUGAAAUAUGGUCAAAAUGAUGGACCACAUCUCAAAAGGUCCUUAAGUCCAAACACAUUAAAACCCAUUGCGCCAAGAUGUUUCAGAAAGUUGCUCCAUUGUGUAGAACUCCAUUUUUUUUUUAAUUAUUAAGUUAUUCACGUUUGCAUGUAAAAUCCAAACAAACCUGUUUUUCAUGUUAAUAAACAUUUAAUAAAACUUGA